Molecule: messenger RNA, 4150 nt
Organism: Balaenoptera musculus (blue whale)
Lineage: Eukaryota; Metazoa; Chordata; Mammalia; Artiodactyla; Balaenopteridae
Gene: MAPKAPK5
Product: MAPK activated protein kinase 5
Exons: 15
Coding region: 94-1488 (464 amino acids)
Biological process (GO): protein autophosphorylation; negative regulation of TOR signaling; Ras protein signal transduction
Cellular component (GO): cytoplasm; nucleus
Molecular function (GO): calmodulin binding; calcium/calmodulin-dependent protein kinase activity; calcium-dependent protein serine/threonine kinase activity
Source: RefSeq, a predicted model, not a curated record
CCCCGAGUGCUGAGCCCCUUGUUCCUUCGGCUGCGGCGGGAUCCGGCAGCUGCGCAGCCUCUGCUGCUCCCGGCCGUGCGGGCCCCGCGGAGCAUGUGGGAGGAGAGCGACAUGGAGAAAGCCAUCAAGGAAACCUCCAUUUUAGAGGAAUACAAUAUCAAUUGGACUCAGAAGCUGGGAGCUGGAAUUAGUGGUCCAGUUAGAGUCUGUGUGAAGAAAUCUACCCAAGAACGGUUUGCACUGAAAAUUCUUUUUGAUCGUCCAAAAGCUAGAAAUGAGGUACGUCUGCACAUGAUGUGUGCCACACACCCAAAUAUAGUUCAAAUCAUUGAAGUGUUUGCUAACAGUGUACAGUUUCCUCAUGAGUCCAGCCCCAGGGCUCGACUCUUAAUUGUAAUGGAGAUGAUGGAAGGGGGAGAGCUAUUUCACAGAAUCAGCCAGCACCGGCACUUUACAGAGAAGCAAGCCAGCCAAGUAACAAAGCAGAUAGCUUUGGCUCUACAGCACUGUCACUUGUUAAACAUCGCACACAGAGACCUCAAGCCUGAAAAUCUGCUCUUCAAGGAUAACUCUUUGGAUGCCCCAGUGAAGUUGUGUGACUUUGGAUUUGCCAAAAUUGACCAAGGUGACUUGAUGACACCUCAGUUCACCCCAUAUUAUGUAGCACCUCAGGUACUGGAGGCACAGAGAAGGCAUCAGAAGGAGAAAUCUGGCAUCAUACCUACCUCGCCAACACCCUACACUUAUAACAAGAGCUGUGACUUGUGGUCCCUAGGGGUGAUUAUCUACGUGAUGUUGUGCGGAUACCCUCCUUUUUACUCCAGACACCACAGCCGGACUAUCCCAAAGGAUAUGCGGAGAAAGAUCAUGACAGGCAGUUUUGAGUUCCCAGAGGAAGAGUGGAGCCAGAUCUCAGAGAUGGCCAAAGAUGUUGUGAGGAAGCUCUUGAAGGUCAAACCAGAGGAAAGACUUACCAUCGAGGGAGUGUUGGAUCACCCCUGGCUCAACUCAACUGAGGCCCUGGAUAAUGUGCUACCCUCUGCUCAACUGAUGAUGGAUAAGGCGGUGGUUGCAGGCAUCCAACAGGCCCAUGCGGAACAGUUGGCCAACAUGCGAAUCCAGGACCUGAAAGUCAGCCUCAAACCCCUGCACUCUGUGAACAACCCCAUUCUAAGGAAGAGGAAAUUACUCGGCACCAAGCCAAAGGAUGGUGUUUAUAUCCACGACCGUGAGAAUGGAGCCGAGGAUUCAAAUGUUGCCUUGGAAAAGCUCCGAGAUGUGAUUGCUCAGUGUAUUCUCCCCCAGGCUGGUAAAGGAGAGAAUGAAGAUGAAAAGCUGAAUGAAGUAGUUCAGGAAGCUUGGAAGUAUAACCGGGAAUGCAAACUCCUAAGAGAUACUCUGCAAAGCUUCAGCUGGAAUGGAUUGGAGUUGCUGGUUCAUGGGGAUAUUCAUCUGUUUGGCUUCAGUAGGUCGUGGAUUCACAGAUAAAGUAGAUCGACUAAAACUGGCAGAAAUUGUGAAGCAAGUGAUAGAAGAGCAAACCACAUCCCACGAAUCCCAAUAAUGACAGCUUCAGACUUUGUUUUUUAACAAGUUGAAAAUUUAUUCAUUAAUGUAUAAAGUAAUUUGUAUGUAAAUUAAUAAAUCAUAAUUUCAUUUCCACAUUGCUUAAAGAUGCUGUAUAAAUUUAGAUACAGGAUUUACUAAUAGUAUAGUUCAUUUGUUUUUAAGAAAAGCUCAGUUCCUAAUAUAUUAUUACUUUAGGAUUGUUUAGUCAUAUGUGGUAAAGCUGACAGAUGGUAUUGUCAAGCAAGAUUGUUUUAUUUGUAAUAAAGUAUACAAAAACCAUUUCCCAGUGGUAGGCAAAGGACCAACUAUACUGACCUUUCUGCUUAGUAAACAGUUGAAUCAAGUACUGUGGAAUCUGGUUUCAAUUGCCCUGUGUAUUUACUUUCUGCACUAUCAAUCAGUGGAUUAGCUCUGGUGCCAAGAAAUUUUUGUGGAUCCAUGUUGCAGACCGCCUGUUACAGGGUGCCACCUCCCAUGAUGGAAGAGGCAGGGAGUUGAGCCCUCAUUUCUCUUAUCCCUAAUUCCCUAGAGAAGAGUGGUAACAUUUCUUUUUUGUCAUAUUUUUUUAAAAGGUAUUGGUGCAUUUCUUAAAUCUAAUGGGAUUCUCUAUUGAGUUUAUUCUUUUCAUGUUUAACCAGAGCUUCAGCCCUCCCACCUCCUUUGAGAUCCUACUUUGUCCUCUCCCUUUCCUGCAGCCCUCACCAGCUCCACGGCUUCUUAUCUCCUUUCCCUGUUCUUCUGGCCCCUUUUAUGGGAUGAUUUUUCUGAGAAAGUUACAUAUCAUCAUAAAAACUGGACUAUUUGGUUAGCAUCUAAAGAUGGUCCAAGUUUCUUCUCUUAAAGCUACCCUUUUUCUCUAACGUUUCUGCCUGGGUUUCAUGGUGGCAUCCCCUGGGCUGCAUGUAUUUUAUUUAGCACCCUUCAUUUUCAGGAAGCAUGGUUCUGGCCCAGAGAUCAGAUACUUGAAUAGAAAACAAGGCUGGGUACUUUUCUACUUUGCUGUUGUACAUAUGGGCUUCCAUAACAAACCAUUUUUAUUUAUUUUUUUAGCAGUUCUUGAUUGGUGGUUCUGUGUUGGUAAAUGGGAGCGCUAAUAGGCCAACUCCAAUUCACAGAGGAGAAGAAAAGGGUCAGUAGGCUCAGUUAUUCAGUUUCAUCCCAUCAAAUUCUCUUCAAUCAAAAUCAACCCCACAGAGCUCACUUAUUUUCUAACUCCUCCACUUUGCUGAGUAUGUCUUCAGGGUGACAUGUGGUUAGUAUGUCCCAUAUGUAUGUGAAUGACUGUAGGAAUAUAUGAUAAAAACAUUAAGUAUCUCUUAGAAAUUACCUUACACAUUGGUUCCCUUUUACUUUGGAGAGUUUUAAAUUCAAGGCAUUUUUUGAGGUAAGGCUCACUAAUUUUCAGUGACUGAUAACUGCUACAAAUGGAUACCCUGUAAGGAGAAUUCAAUACUUUUAAACAUGGCAAAAUCUAACAGGCAGCAGAGAAAAACAAAAUGUUUUCUUAUUUACUGACCAGAAAACUUAGCUGAGAGUUGAAUUAAGGGUUGAAUUAUUGUUUUUCAGUGAAAUGCAGUCUUACAAAUCAAAAUCACUUCUUACAAUCAGGAAAAACUCUGCACUUGUUUCUGGAACAACUGAAUACCUGUUAUUUUUCUUAUCUCAGGGCAGAGGUUCAGUGUUAGCUUGGGAGAGGAAGGCAGUAAUUAACUUUGUUACUCUUCUUUUUCUUCAGAGGAAUCUUCUAGCAUGCCCAGUCUACCAUUAACUUCUCAAAUUUGUUUUCUGGGUGUCUUAUAGAGGCUCAAGAUGAUUUCCUUCACUGUGUGGUGAAUUUUAGGCAAGAUCUAAAAGGGUAUCCAAAAGAUUCUUCCUUUUACUCUGAGCAGCAGUUGCCCAUGUUUCUUUAGUCUGAAUUAAACUGGCCGCGAAAAUGAGUGCUGUGUCCAGACAGGUCCAUGCUGAAAGUUUGUGAAUACCCUGGAGGAUGCUCUAGCUGGUGUAACUCAGAAGUGGGCCCUAUCCUACAGAGAGCUCCUUGACAAAACAACAGCUUCCAAAAGACAGCACUGUUUGGUCUUUAAAGUAGAGUUUUGUUUAUGGAAUUUGUUUGUAGGCCAGUAGCAAAUUCUGCUUUAACUUUACCAGUCAGGUUUACUAAUAAAACAUUCGCAUGUACUGGAAGUGAAACAAAAUCAUCCUUGUCUCUUUUGGCCUGUCUGUCUAAUGCAGAAAGUUCACACUGUAAGAACAGUUCUCAUAGGCAGGAGGUUACAGUCUUCAGUUUUCCUACAUGAUUUGCUAACCCUUUGCUUACUAUAAAACCAUUACUUAUCACUCAAAUACCUUUAGACUUUACCAUAGUUAUUAAUCUGCUUGAUGUGAAACAACUUUUGUAUUUUUCUGGCUAAUGUAUUGUAUAAGCUAUAGGAGAACACCUGUCAGAAAUUUAUUGUCUGAAACGGAUAGGAGGAACUGCUUUUUAAAAAGAGUUUUGUUUUUGUAUUCAUUUGAGAUAGAACAAGUUGAAGGAAUUAUUGAAGUAGAAGUCAAAUGAUUUAAAUCAGAUCUUGUGUGUGAA